AAUCGACGUACAGGCGGUUUCCUUCAAAACAUUAUGGCGUCGAGAAGAGCGACAACAGUGCCAAGUAGUUCUAAAAGCUUGUCCACCGACGCAAAAAGUUCAAGAAGUUGUAAUCCUACUAAUAAAGCCAACAACGAGAGAUCUGGGAAGAAAACUGUUAAAUCGAGUGGGACUGUUGUUAAGUCUCGAUAUCUACAGUCUGCUGAGAAGACAUCUCUUUCAAAGAGUAACUCACUGACCAAUGAAUCAGUUACUGCACCGCGACCAGCUUCACCAAAACCCACUGGUGUCAAACCAAAGGCAGGUACUCCGAGACGCUCAAUGGCCCCACAGGCUCUUGCAACAUCAAUGAUGUCACGUGAAACUGACCCAUUACUUCUUGGGAAAAGUGUUCUGCAGUCCACGUUCUCAGAUAAUCCCUACUUUCGACCAGAUUUAGAUAUUUCAGUCAUCAAAGAUCGAACAGUCAUUGAAAAUGCAGCAGAGCCUGAAAGAAAUUCAGAGAAUGAGAAGAGGAUGGUUGAGAUGCAAACAUUCCUUCUGGCCUACCUCACUGCUAAGAUGGAGAGCAAUACUGCAACACUCAAGGCUGAGGCAGAGGCAAAAAUCCUGCAAGCGAUGGAGGAAGAGGAGGCGCUUCAUGAUGAGGUCAAGGAGAAGAAGCGACAGUACCUCCUUGCAGAAAAGAAAAGGCUGGUUAAUGAACUGCUGGAUUUGCAGAUUGCCACACUGACUCCUGUGGCAGAGACUGUCAGUCAGUUCACAGAGGACUACAAGUCUUUUGCUACAGCUAUUGACACCACCCGACAUGAGCUGCCUGUUAAGAAUUUGUACAUUGAUGGGGACAGACGAGAAUUUCUAGAUAAAGCCGUGGCAUGCUUAAAGGAGAGUGAGAAAUUACUGGUGGAAUGCACAGAGGGAGAUUAUAAGGACAACAGCACAUGUCUGGAGUGCCUUCGAGACAUGAAACUAACAUCAAAGGAUAUCAGUCAGCAGCUGUCAGGGACAUUUAAAGAGCUGCUGAAACUUUCAUCACUGGUCUGCCGUCAAACAAUCUAUGUCCAGCAGGGCACAGAAGAAGAGCAGUUGGGCAGUUCAAGAUGCCGAGAGCUCUACUGCACCAAACAGUGAACAGCAUGCAGCAUGGGAUACACAGAACAAGCACUUUAGACGUGCCCCCCAACUCCACACGCUUUAUUGUUUGGAUAUGUUUGUCGGCUUUGUGUCUUUUUAUGUGUACUGUGUAGAUGUACAUUUAUGUGAUUUCUUUGCAGUUACAUUGUGGGAAACUGUAAAUGUGGACUAAUGACCGUUUUAUACAUGUGUCCAAUAAAUAAAAGAAGAAAGAGAAUCCAGAUUUGCAGACUAUAGGAAGCAACAGCCUUACACUGAGAAUCAACAAAAUGCAGGCCACGGUUUGUCAGCCAUGUAUUGUUAAAUACUGUGGAAGCUUGUUUCUGUCACUGAAGUAAAAAUAUUCACCACCAUAACUCAAAAUUUUGGUUUAGUAUCUUUAAAUUUUGAAUUAACACGAAAUUUAGAUUUACAUAUCAAGAAACUUUAAUAAUUCUAAAUCAUAAUUAUCUUACUAACUCGAAAUCAUUCAGAGGUAGCUCAAAAUUUCAAAUGACUUAGUCAUUAAGUUGAUAUUUUGAGAUGAUAACCUUAAAUUUUGAGGUAACUUGAAAUUUUGACCUGGCUCUCUUUUUUUCAAUUGGUGAAAACAAGCUGCCGUAAA
Messenger RNA from Archocentrus centrarchus (flier cichlid), 1738 nucleotides. RefSeq names its product HAUS augmin like complex subunit 8 (gene haus8). NCBI's taxonomy places the organism in Eukaryota, Metazoa, Chordata, Actinopteri, Cichliformes, Cichlidae. Bases 34 to 1131 code for a protein of 365 amino acids. Gene Ontology annotation, molecular function: microtubule binding. Gene Ontology annotation, biological process: spindle assembly; centrosome cycle. The transcript is spliced from 10 exons. The record is from RefSeq and is a predicted model, not a curated record. Gene Ontology annotation, cellular component: nuclear microtubule; centrosome; cytoplasm.